Spodoptera litura is the source of this 1287-nucleotide messenger RNA. NCBI's taxonomy places the organism in Eukaryota, Metazoa, Arthropoda, Insecta, Lepidoptera, Noctuidae. The record is from RefSeq and is a predicted model, not a curated record.
AUGGGUCCUCUAAACGUAAUCGACAAUGCUGAUACCUUGCUACGCACACCACCCAAAUCUGUACUUCCAAAAACUCAACAAGAGAUACAUGGUCUGAAAAAAAGAAUUUUGUACAGAUACAGAAACGAUGCCCGGAGAGAAAAGACUAGCCACAGUGAGAAGAAAUGUAAGAAGAUUAAAGAAGAACGAAAACAACCUACUGAUACUGAAUCAUCAUUCCAUUCAGCGUUAAAGGACAGUCGGUUCAUUGAAGAGUUCGAAUACCUGAACAAAAUUGACGAAGGAUCAUAUGGCGUUGUAUACAGAGCUCGCGAUAAGUCGACAGAUGAAAUAGUUGCUCUGAAACGACUUAAAGAUCUGAACGAAAGCGAAGGAUUCUCCAUCGCUGCUCAGAGUGAGUUGAACACCCUACUCAAAUUACGACAUCCUAAUAUUGUCGCAGGGCGGGAGAUAGCGGUGGGCUCUAGAAGCAAUGAGAUCUAUCUCGUUUUGGAGUACGUGCCGCACCAGUUGAAAAGUUUAUUGCGCUCGGCGCGGGAAAAUCAUCUAAUGUUUUCCCCCGAACACAUCAAAUGCGUAAUGACGCAACUUUUGAAAGCUGUAGAACAUCUUCACGACAAUCACAUUAUCCAUAGAGAUCUCAAGACCGACAACAUACUUUUGUCUCAAGAUGGUGUUCUAAAGGUGGCAGAUUUUGGAUUGGCCCGAGAAUAUGGAUUCCCCCUUCAACAAUAUACUCCGGGCGUGGUAACACUGUGGUACCGAGCGCCUGAACUACUGUUACUUAGCCCAGAAUACUCAACCCCUAUAGACAUGUGGAGUGUUGGGUGUAUAUUUGCUGAGUUAGUUAACUUGCGGCCACUAUUUCCCGGCACAUCUGAGCUGGAUCAAGUGCACAGAAUCUUUUUGGGUUUGGGUACGCCGUCUGACGCAGUUUGGCCUGGCUACAGCUCAUUGCCACCAGUAGGAAACAUAAUUUUCGACGACUAUCCACCGGGCGGGUUGCGCAACAAAAUAAGUCAGAAAUCGUUUUCUGAAGACGGGCUAUGUUUACUUCAAGGUCUUUUAACCUACGAUCCUGCAAGAAGAACAACAGCAGCCGCAGCUUUAGAGCACGCAUACUUCAAGGAGCAGCCGGUGGCAGUCGAGCCGGCCAUGUUCCCGAUGUCGAUAGAGUCUGUGGACAGCGGUCAGUACUCCGGCGCGGAAAUGGGUGAAGAUCGCGGCUCUUACUAUAGUACCUGCUUGGAUUCUCUAGAAAACGACGUACUUAUUAUUGACGUUUGA